Messenger RNA from Saccharomyces cerevisiae S288C, 915 nucleotides. It is a transcript of the gene TUM1, whose product is annotated as thiosulfate sulfurtransferase. Bases 1 to 915 code for a protein of 304 amino acids. The record is from RefSeq and is marked reviewed. The transcript has a single exon. NCBI's taxonomy places the organism in Eukaryota, Fungi, Ascomycota, Saccharomycetes, Saccharomycetales, Saccharomycetaceae. Gene Ontology annotation, cellular component: mitochondrion; cytoplasm. Gene Ontology annotation, molecular function: 3-mercaptopyruvate sulfurtransferase activity; thiosulfate-cyanide sulfurtransferase activity; sulfurtransferase activity.
AUGCCAUUAUUUGAUCUUAUUUCUCCAAAAGCGUUUGUUAAGUUAGUGGCCAGUGAGAAGGUUCAUAGAAUCGUUCCAGUUGAUGCAACAUGGUACCUACCCAGUUGGAAGCUUGAUAAUAAAGUGGAUUUCUUGACCAAACCACGUAUACCAAACUCCAUUUUCUUUGAUAUUGAUGCAAUCAGUGACAAAAAAUCGCCCUAUCCACAUAUGUUCCCUACAAAGAAGGUUUUUGACGACGCUAUGAGUAAUUUAGGAGUUCAAAAAGAUGAUAUAUUAGUGGUUUACGAUCGUGUUGGUAACUUUAGCUCCCCUAGAUGUGCUUGGACAUUAGGAGUGAUGGGACAUCCUAAGGUGUACUUACUAAAUAAUUUCAACCAGUACAGAGAGUUUAAGUACCCUCUAGAUUCCUCUAAGGUGGCAGCGUUUUCACCCUAUCCAAAGAGUCAUUAUGAGUCCUCAGAAAGUUUCCAAGACAAGGAGAUUGUAGACUAUGAGGAAAUGUUCCAAUUGGUAAAGAGUGGGGAACUGGCUAAGAAAUUCAAUGCUUUCGAUGCAAGGUCGCUCGGUAGAUUCGAAGGUACAGAACCAGAGCCUCGUUCCGACAUUCCAUCGGGGCAUAUUCCAGGUACCCAACCAUUACCAUAUGGAAGUUUACUUGAUCCGGAGACCAAAACGUACCCAGAAGCUGGGGAGGCGAUACACGCUACUUUGGAAAAGGCAUUGAAAGACUUUCAUUGCACUUUGGACCCAAGUAAACCAACUAUUUGCUCUUGUGGAACUGGCGUUUCAGGAGUCAUUAUCAAGACAGCAUUGGAGCUAGCAGGAGUUCCCAAUGUUAGAUUAUAUGAUGGAUCCUGGACCGAGUGGGUCUUGAAAUCCGGGCCCGAGUGGAUUGCUGAAAACAGAGAUUAA